Oryzias melastigma (Indian medaka) is the source of this 7510-nucleotide messenger RNA. Its product is annotated as alpha-1,6-mannosylglycoprotein 6-beta-N-acetylglucosaminyltransferase B. The record is from RefSeq and is a predicted model, not a curated record. Bases 23 to 2461 code for a protein of 812 amino acids. Gene Ontology annotation, molecular function: alpha-1,6-mannosylglycoprotein 6-beta-N-acetylglucosaminyltransferase activity. Gene Ontology annotation, cellular component: Golgi apparatus. Gene Ontology annotation, biological process: protein N-linked glycosylation. The transcript has 18 exons. Lineage: Eukaryota; Metazoa; Chordata; Actinopteri; Beloniformes; Adrianichthyidae.
GUUGGGUUACCUUGACAACCACAUGAUGCCUUCUCAUAGGCCGUGCGUUGGAGAAAAGGCCGGGCCAGAAUCGGAGACAGAAAGAGCAUUAAAACAAGAGAAGGCAAGACAGAGUUUAUCUAUUUUUUUACUUGCGUCCGUGUGUUUUGCAAACAGGUCUGAUGGUUGCUGUUGGGUUGGGACGAAAACCCGUCCAGUAACAUCUAGAGUGGUGUCAGUUGGCACCAUGCGUGUUGCACUGCGUCCUCGGAGCGGCUGCCUGGUGCUCUGCCUGUGUCUGUCUGUGAUCACCCUCCUGCUUCAAAGCCUCUGGGUUCCUCUUGAGAUGACCCAGGAUGAAGCUGCUGGGAGGUUUCCUGAAGAACAAGGUGGGCACAGUGUUGGUGUUAAUAAAUUGGUGCUUCGCUUGGAUACUUUGAGUACUCAGGUGCAGAGGCUCAGCAGAGAAAGACAAGACACCCAGCUGAACAAAAAUGCUCUCACCUCACUCCUGCAGAGCUUUAGACAGGAGCAGCAAAGUUUGAGCAAGUUGUUGGAAACAGAGCUGCAGAGAUUGUCCCGGAGACUGGAUCAGCUCAGCAGCCAGCGUUACCGUGACCACAAAGCAUUCAUGCCCACGCCACCCCCAGGACCCACUGAGAAAUGUGAAAUACCAACAGAUCCUGCCUAUCCUGCGUGUGCAGAUAAAACAGAGUUCCUGCAGGCCCAUUGGCAGUCAGACCCCUGCUAUGCUUUUUACGGCGUGGAUGGUACCACCUGCUCCAUCCUGACUUAUCUCAGUCAGAUAGAGAACUUUUGUCCACCCCGUCCUGGAAGGAACCACUCCAGUCUGCCAUGGCUCCUGAAGACCUCUUCAAAUGGAAAGAAGGCUCGUAUACGUGACAGUUUGAGCUCGCUGUAUAAAUCGCUCACCAACAGCAGCAGUUUGGCGAUCAAGUUCAUCCGGUCAAGAGUGGAACGAAUGUCUGACAGGUGGAUCAAAGCUGGUCGGAGUAUGAAACAGAACGGCAGUGACGCAGAUUCCACUGAGAUGAAGGUGCUGCUUUAUCCUGGUGCUCUGGCUGGGAAGGCUGGUCAGCAUUUUGAGGCAAUGGUCGAGAGAGGAGGUCCUCUGGGAGAGCUGGUCCAGUGGGCUGACCUGAGCGCCUGCCUGACAAUUCUGGGGCACAACCUGACCUUCAGCAGCUCACAGCACCAACUACACGGACUAAUAGGAGCUGCACCGGGCCACGGCGGCUGUCCAAUUCAAAGACCUCUCACCUUUGACCUCAUCUACACUGACUACCACGGGCUCGCUCACCUCCAUGGUGCCAUGGGACCGGCCUUUAAUCAUUACAAGUGCCGCUUCAGGAUCUUGGACUCUUUUGGCACCGAACCAGCCUUUAACCUGGCGAGUUACGCACAGAGCCGUGGAUAUAAGACACUGUGGGGUAGCUGGGGACUCCAGCCUCUGCAGUACAUGAACAUGUUCCCUCACACUCCUGAUAACUCUUUCCUGGGUUUUGUGAGUGAGGAGGCACUGAGGAUGGAACCGACUAAAGAUGGGCUGGAGCCAGAAACCUACAGGAAAGAGCGGAUAGCAGUCGUCUAUGGCAAACAAGACUACAUGUGGCAGGGUAAAUCUGAAUACGUACAAAUAAUCAGUGAAGAACUGGAGACUCAUGGCACAGUCUACCAGUCUUCAAGGCAGUCUUCCAUUUUGCCCAGUUUUGUGAAAAACCACGGACUCCUGACACAAGAACAGUUCCUAAAACUUCUCCACAGAGCCAAAGUAUUUGUAGGACUCGGUUUCCCAUACGAAGGUCCUGCUCCCAUUGAAGCCAUCGCUUUGGGCUGCGUUUUCCUCCAACCACGCUUUGACCCUCCACACACGUCAGACAGCAACAACUUCUACAAGGGCAAACCCACCACAAGAAAAAUAUCCUCCCAGCACCCAUACGCCGAGCAGUUCAUUGGUGAACCGUACGUGCUGACCGUGGAUACGACCAACAGGACUGCUGUUCGAGAGGCAGUCAAGUCUAUUCUAACCACUGAGGUGAAACCUUUCACUCCUCGAGAGUUCACUUGUGUGGGAAUGCUGGAGCGGGUUCAUAGUUACAUCACCCACCAGAACUUCUGCAGUAAAUCCGUUCCUACUUGGCCUCUAGAAAGUGCUUUGAUGGUGCACUUGGGCCCACUGGGUGAGUCCUGUGUGAGUGUGUGUCAGCGCUCGUCACUGUGGUGUGAGCCCGCUCUCUUUCAUCACCUCAACACUCCAGCUGCUUUCACCAGGCUUGGACUGAGCUGCUCUCGGAUGGUGCAGGAAGUCAACCAUCUGUUCCCCUCUUACAACCCGUGGGGUCGUCUCUGCGGCCUUCAGCAGGAGACUCUGCUGUUUAGUUGUGCUGGCUCUGACCCUUCAGACCGCAGACUGUGUCCCUGCAGCGCUGGACAGGUGGCGCUGUGCCCACAGUGCAUUUAAAUGCCACUACGAAGGAAUACAGACGGAAAAAUCUCACCGCUUCCAAUGCACACAAGAAUUUGGCCAUACGAUACAUAUCCUGAUACACGUCUCGCAAAACAAUAUAUAUCGCGAUAUAUCCCAAGACUGUACCAGAACAAUUUCCCAGGUUCUUUUUUUUUUUUUUUUAAGAGUAUGACUAAGUACUACAUGUCUCAUAAUAACAAAAACCAUGAGACUGAACAUUUAACACAAGCUGGUUCUGCUGCAAUGUAGAGCUGAUCAAAGUGUGCUGCCAUCUAGUGGUCGGAGGUUUAAGUGAAAAAUAAAUGUAAGACGCAAAUUAAUUAAAUAUCGUCUUGUCAUCAUUUAAAAUCCAUACAAGUGAAAUAUCAAGAUAUAUCACGAUAUAUCAGCAGCAGUCGUUAUAAACCAGCUGAAAGUUUUACAAUCUUGUCUGUAAAAAAGUUGGUAAUUAUUUAUGUUGUAAAAUAAAAAUAUUUUGAAAUAUAUAGAGAAUAUUUUUUUUACAUUAUAAUGACUGUAUAAAUUAAAGUAUACCAACUAAAAAAUGUAUACAUUUCCAUCAUUCAUUAUCUUAGAACUGGAAUAUUUUUAAAUUAGUCUGCAAAUAAUUUUUUAAAUGAAAAAUGUACCAAUCUAAAUGGGUUUAAUUCAUGCGUGGAUAAUGCCGCUAUGCUAGCUAUGAAGAUUACUUUUCCCCUCAAAGGAGAGAGCAUGACAGGCUAAGUGAUGAAGCUCAUUAUCUGGGUGAAUCGUGGAUAACCUCUGGAUGCCAUUGGGAGGUCAGUGCUGGACGACCAUAAUUAUAUUGUUAUAUGAACUAUUGGUUUCCAAUUGUCUGACUUAGGAAACCCCCUCAACAGAGUUUUACAGCCUAUGCAAGUGAUGGCAGAGCUGCAUUGUUUGCCUUUUCAAGUCACAACGGACCGGCUUAAUUGUGUUUUUUUAAGUCAUUUGCUAGAAAAUAACACCUUGAAACCAUUUUGAUGAUAACAUAUGAUAACAAAUGACUAAUGUUGCUCAGAGGUGCUCUAUUACCUCCUAACCGUGACCAGCGUAUAGCCUCAAAUCAUGACCCUGAACCUCCCGAGGGUGUUUAGUCAUUUCAGCCACGAUGAGAAAAAAUCCAAAAUGGAGAAUUCUACUCAUUUCUGUGUCUGAUUCAACGGGUUUAAAGAAAGAAACGAAGGGUUUUUAUUUUUUAUUAGAAUGACUUACUAUAGCAGACAAAGAACGGGUCAAAUGUGAGUGUAACUGGCUGUGAAAUGUCCCAUGAAAACAUAGCUUAAUUAAGGCCAAAAGUGAUGGAAUUUAUCUUUGGUUUAUGUCAAACAGCAAUUCUGGAACAAAAACGGACACAGAUUCAGAGUUAAUUCCUUGACUCAGAGGGCUACAUUCAGGAAAAAGAUGUCAUUUCUGGAUGAGUCACAUCAGUUUAUAUCACAUAUACAUGUGCUGUGCCAACAUAAAAGCUGUCACUCACUUCCCAGGGGGCCAACAGGCAAUCCAAGGCUCCAAAAACAUUUGAACGUGGUCAAAAGUUUCCAUGUUCCACACUUCUGCAGACUUUCCUCACAGCAUGGGAGAGCAGAACUAACAGGAUUGAGAAGUUCGCUCCAAACCCAUUUGACUGUGACAGGCGGCAUGAUGUCCCUCAAGACGAGAAGAGAUUUGUAUUACGGGGAAAGUUCAUGUCAUUGGAGCUUUGUGGUUUUCUAUGAAUCAAACUGAACGGCUAAAGAUGGAGAUGAGAUGUCUUAAAUCAGCUCCACACAAACGUGAUAGAUGGGUGAUAUUCAUCCUAAACUACUAGAAAUUACAUCUACAUGUCUGGAAUUUAGUUAUAUGCAAACGGCAUUAAAACCAACAUCAAUACUGUUCCCAUGACUCCUAUAGAAUUGAUUUAUGUUGGAAAAAUACCAAAUUACUUAUUUUAAGUUGCAUUUCUGUCAUUAUUUGGAUAAAAGUUUAAUUUAAGGAAAAGUCAAACAGAUAAAAAUACUUUUCUCCAAAAAUGAAGGUUUGGUUUUCUGUUAAAAACAGCAAAACUAAAAUACAUGUUUACACUAGAACUGUGAAAUAAAUCAUUUUUACGGUCUUUGUGUUGUUUACUGUGUAUAAUUUCAGUUGCUACAUGAUUUUUUUUAACAAAAGAAAAUACUUAAUUAAAAUGCUCUUCUUCUGUUACAAAGAAAUAUAUAUUUUUUGUCAUUUUAAGAACACAUUAAAAAAUACUUGAAAACCAUGAAGAGUAAUUUAUUUGCACAUCUUUCUAAAUGCACUUUGAUCUGACUAGAAAAAAAAAUUAACCUAAAAAAUUAACCUAAAUCAAUGACAUUUUUCUGUUUUUUUUAAAUUAUUUUUAAUAUUUUUUAUCAUUUUUGCCACAAGUUCUAAAAAAAGAUAAAUAAAACAACCAACAGUAAUCAUCAGAGAAGCAUGCAACCACUAAAAUAAUAGAAUUAAAACAAAAAUGAAUAUAAAUUAAAAAAAAAAUAUAUAUAUAUAUACAUAUAUAUAUAUAUUAAGAGAUAAAUGAAAUAGCUCCUUUGUGAAUCUUUACACUAACACAAUGAAACACAGGUUAACCCCCAUACAUGUACAGAGGAGAAACAAUGCAAAAAAAUGUAAUUUUUGUGUGGGUGGAUGAAAUUUGGUCAAUCUGCUCCAUUAAAGAGAAUAAAUAUUUAUUUGAUUAUUUUUUUCAAUUUUUCAUAUAUAAAACUUCAGCGUAACCUGAUGGCUGGUCUUAUAAAAAGUAAAGGUCAAGUCAGGAAAAAAUUAACUUUUCAUUUAAGUUUGGGAUUUUUAUUUUUUUUAAGAAAUGUUAAGUUGUUAGGAAAAAAGAGGAAUUUAAUGGCUAUGAUUUUUAAUGUGAUAUGAUUUAAAGGAGAUAAUUAAUUGAUCAAAUAAACCACAUCAAAGCCUUUCAGACAUCAUGCUUUCUAUAAUAUCUACAUAGAAAACACCACUUUUACAAAAAAAAAAAAAUCUUAUUCCUGUUCUAAGAAAACACUUAAAACCUUUUGGAACUAAAAAAUAACAUUUGUCUUAAAUUUCCUCAGAAGACUUCAGUAUAAAGACAGUCUGGAGGCUGUUCUUGAAUCAAACAAACUUGGCAGACGUUCUCUUGUUCUGCAUUUACCAUUGGUUUUGGCCCCCUGAGAUUCCUCACUGUUUCUGCUACUAUUGUGUUUUCAUGCUGGUAUGCUUCUGGUUAUUGUACUGUUGAAAUAAAAAUCCUCACCUCAGUUAAAGCAGCUCUAAGCAGUGUGGGAAACGUUUUCUCUGUAUUUUUCUACAUCCAUCUUUCCCUCAAUCGUGACAUGUUUCCCUUCGGAAUGAAGCUUCUUUAUAGGACGUGUCUGGUUUCAGCCACAUAUGUUAUUGGUAAUUGUUGCCAGUUUGGUUUUAGAAUCAAAAAAAUGUUCUGGAGGCUUUUUUGAGCCUCUUAGUGAUGAAUGACUGCUGUUUGCUUCUGCUGUAAAGAAACUCUGGAUGUCAUUUGAAGUUAUUUUGAAGGUUCCCUGUUUCCCAAUCAUUUCUGUUUGUUCUUUAAAAAGAAAGAAGAAUCCUGGUAUUUUUUUAUUUUUUUAGAAAUUGAGUUGAAACUUGAUAAUUUUUUCCAAUUUAACACAAACUUUUAAUAAACUUUUGAGGCCACAUUAAUCCUGAUUUUUAUGGUAGCAUUUAGAGAAACCAUUUUAAUGACAGACAGAAAAUGGACGAGUAAAUUUAAUUUAAUUUAAUUUAAUUUAAUUUAUUCAGCUUAUUAACCACAGGACAAGGCUGUUUAUGAUCAAAGUCAGUGGAUUUAUAUAAUAAAACAUACAAUAAAACACAAAUUAAUUUGGAAUUUUUAUAUUUUUUAAAUUUAUCAAGUUUUAUGGGUUAAAUUAUGACUCAAAGAAAAGGAAACUAUAGAGUACAUUGCAGUAAAUAAUACAAAAAAAUAACUUAAAAACACUGAAAUGAACAAGAAGCAGUUGAGUUGAUUGAAAGCUGGCGUGAUCAUUAAUAAGGGAAGGGGAAAACAAAGUCAUCCUACCAAAUACAACCUUAGAAAAUCAUGAAAACACAUAAUUAUGAUUAAAACAAAAUGUAAGUUACGCCACCGUGCUCAUAAAAACAUUAAAAAAGGUAUCCGACAUUAAAAAAUAAAAAAAAUUCAGUGUUAAAAAUAUAAUUUUUAAAAUUUAAUUGAUAUAAAAUUAAAAUUUUUCAUUCAAUAUUAAGUUUGACAACAGAAUAAGUUUAAAUCUUGGUUAUAAUGCUAAGUUUCCACUAAACCUUUUACCUUUUACCCUGAAGUUUUGGUCAUAGAAACUCAAGAAAAAAAAAAAAACCUACUAUUUGACAAGUGAUCAAUACACUUUCAAUGCAAACCCUGUUAAAUGAGGUAUUUGAAGUUAUCAGCAAAACUUUUAUUUUCUAAAUGAAGCUACAAGAAGUUUCCAGAUCUGCAUGUGUGCAGUAACUCACUCCGUCCAGAAGGAGGCGGUGUGGUCAAGCAUGUUUCAGCUGCUCUACAGUGAAUCUUUAGUGGACCAUGAGUGACAGAUAUGAAAACAACCAUAAACAUCCAGCAAAAAUGGUUUUCUGCUUGUUAGACAACAACACAAAACCAGAGGAAAGGAACCGAUACUCCACAGAUGUAUCAAGACAAAGUUUGAGCCCGCCUCAAAGUGGUGGAGGGAGGAGAGCGGAUUAACCGCCAUAAGAAAGCAGCUGCUUUUAUUGAAACCUGUUAUUGGCGUGCCAAGAUUACACUGAACAACAACAACCCUCCUCCCUGGAAGCCAAUAAAUUCUGACAACAAACGCUUGGCUUGCCUACAACUCCGUUAGGAGCUGCAGAGGUCGGCCUUAAUGAUACUUGGUAACUACUACAGCUAUUAAAUUAAAUGAGUAAAAAGGGAAAACAACAAAAAAAGAUGGGGUAUAUGGGAAUAUUAUGGGGCCUGACUCAUUUAGGCAUCCUCACGAAAACGCAUGACUUUGAAGUGUGUGUGCUGCAUGAAUGAUUGUGUAAAAAAACAGAAAAAAA